Molecule: messenger RNA, 1959 nt
Organism: Cercospora beticola
Lineage: Eukaryota; Fungi; Ascomycota; Dothideomycetes; Mycosphaerellales; Mycosphaerellaceae
Product: arylsulfotransferase family protein
Source: RefSeq, a predicted model, not a curated record
AUGUCUUAUCCAUUUUUCUUGACAUUUCUUACCACAAUCCUUACGCCAUGCUUAGCUGACCAAGUGGCCUUCCAUGCCGACUCGCAGUACAACGAUGGUAAAUAUGGCAGCUAUGUUACACAGAUCUUCAAAUCGCAUCCGCAGGUUACGGCAGUGCCGAUUGUCAAUUUCAUGAAACCUUUCACUUCCUGCGAUGAUGGAUCUUACCUCUUUCUUGCCCCUCGAGGAGAUGCCGCGGAUGCGACGCCGAUGAUAUUGGACGUCACCGGAAGUCCCAUUUGGGCGUCAACGCAGAAGUACGGCGAAGUAUACAACCUACAAGUGCAGAAAUACAAGAACGAAGCAUUUCUUACAUUCUGGGGCGGCAAUGAUGCAGUGGGUGGCCAUGGCAUCGGGACAUACUUCAUGCUCGAUCAGCAAUAUCAGGAACGAUACCGAAUUGAAGCCGCCAAUGGCUUGGGCGCCGAUUUACAUGUCUUCACCAUUACGGAAAGUGGCACUGCUCUCAUAUCGAUCUACGACACAAAAUAUACCAACCUCGACAGCAAAGUCGGAUAUGAGAGGCAAGGCUGGAUUUGGGAUUCCAUAUUCCAAGUAAUUGACCUCGAAACGGGAGAAGCUGUGUUCGAAUGGCGUGCCAAUGACCACAUUGAAGUGGCACAGUCCUAUGCUGCUGUCAAUGAAGCUGCAGAGACAGACCCUUGGGACGCUUACCAUCUCAACUCAGUAGAGAAGGACAAGGAAGGAAAUUACCUCAUCUCUUGCCGGUAUCUGCGUGCGCUUAUCUACAUCGAUGGCAGAACAGGAGAUGUCCUCUGGCAACUCGGUGGCCAUAAAAACUCUUUCACAGAUCUAUCCGGCGGCAAAGCCACGACAUUUCUCGGGCAGCACGACGCACAUUUCCUCGAAAAGGACGGGAAAACGUUCGUCACAUUCUUCGACAACAACGCAGACUGGGACCAUAGCAUGGACGACCAAUCCAAAGGAACCAGAAUUGAACUCGACUUCGAAGCAAGGACCGCGAAACUCGAUGUCGCAAUGUACGAUCCCACAACCAAGAUUCUAAGUUCUUCCCAGGGCUCUUACCAAACCCUUCCAAACGGCCACGUAGUUCUCGGGUACGGCUUCAACGGCGCUAUGGCCGAGUUUUCCGAAGAUGGCAAACUCCUCUGCGAUGCCUACUUCCAGCCUUCUUCGACUUUCGGCACAGGAGCAGUGCAAAGUUAUCGAAAUCUGCGAUUCAAUUGGACUGCUUAUCCCAUCACGAAGCCUUCACUCGUCUUCGACGAGCAAACGCUCUACAUGAGCUGGAAUGGCGCAACGGAGGUCGCCUCGUGGUUACUCGUGGACUUUGAUGACGACGAAACCAACAACGCUGCCACUGAUGACAAUGACGAUGAAAAUGUCAGACCGAGCAGAAGGAGUCCCUCGUCCACAACUCUAAUUCCGAAAUCAGGUUUCGAAACAGAGUACAAGGUCGACAUCAAUACGAGUCUCAAACGCUUUUUGCGCGUCAUAGCAUUGGAUUCCACAGGCCUACCGCUUGGGACAUCCGAAGCAGUAGAUAUCGGCGACUUAGCAGCUGUGGAAGCCGAAGCAGAUUCGAUGGAAGAGGAGAAACAACGAAUUGCUAAUGAAACCAUCGAUCAAAGGAUCUUGAUUGGAUUCGGUGGAUUGGCAGGGUUGAGCGUCGUGCUUGUCUUGUUGUGGAGCUUUACACGUCGGCGUAAGGCGGGGUAUAGAGUCGUGGGCCAUAGACAUCAAGGAUCGGAAGAGAAAGAGAAUGAUAGACGUGGAGCGUUUAUUCAUGCUUGGCAGCAUUUGCGGGCGAAGUUGCCUGGUAGAAGGGAUAGCGGGGAUGAUUGGGGAGAUUUGGCUGCUGCAGAGGGACUGUUGACUGAGGAGGAGAGUCGAAUGAUCGCUUUACAGAUACCUGGAACUGGUGGUGGGUAUAGAUGA